AACACGGCGACGUAGAUCAUGGCGUCAUCAGAGAUCCAUCGAGGUUGGGGGUCCGCGCGCACCCGUCCGUCCGUCCGUCCGUCCGUUACUCUCUCCAGCUGGCCCCCAGAGCCAUCUUUACCGUCAAUAUGAUUGAAGGUCCUUUCCCUCGUUUUUGAAAAUAGAUAUUAUUAUUUAUCGUAGUGCUUAGCGAGUUAUUUCAGUGGCAGAAAACUUUCCGACAUCAUGGAGCCAAUGACUCUAGGUUCGCCGAUGCACAGUCCUAUUCAAGGCCCUGGUAGUCCAGGUAGUUCUUCGUAUUUGCCAAGUUUCCUUUUGGGUGACACCAACACCCCCUCAAAGAUCAAUAUAAUGAGCCCUCAAGAUAAUCCACGCCAUUUGAAUAUCACCAAUGCCAGCCUGAUGUCUCCGGUGUCCUAUGGAUCUCCAGAUUAUCGGUCUAAUCGUCAGAAGGCGGUAUUCGGAAACACUACAACCCCUACCACGCCGCAAAUAAGUUCAAAAAAUCAUACCGGUGGGCCGCCAACGCGCGGACUGUUCGACACUCUGGAAGUCCCGCACGUGUUAACGUCGCCUACGUCAGCCGCAAUUCCAGCUAUCCCGAUCACGCCUGCAAAUCAAUCUAGACUCAUGACAAGCGCGUUAAGCAGUCCGCUGAUGUUUCCCGACAGUUCGAUAAAUUUGAACACUAGCGAAUCCCAAAGUUUGCUGCAAUGGGUAACCGUUUUCGGCUUCCAGCCGAUCGAUGUCAACGCCGUUCUAUCUCACAUCUCCAGCAGAGUUCGCAUAAUGGAUAAACAUCCGGCUCCACAGCUCCAGAGCAACUGGAUACACCUGAAGUGCGCGUCGGAGCAGGAGGCGCAAAAGGCUCUCAUGUGCAAUGGUAGUAUUGUCUCGGGCACGAUCAUGAUCGGCGUCAUACCGUGUACGGACGAGGGCGUCGUCCUGGGCUGCGACAAGGAGAAUCGUUCCAAGCUGAACGGAAGUAUGAGAUCGCUCUCGAUGGGCAGAAUCAGCGAAACCCCGUUCACAUCGCCUACCAUGAGACGACGGAAACUGAGAGCCUUAGCGGCAGGUUACAGUCAACACUUUAGCCCGCAGACCACGCAACUGCCGGAGAAUGUUCCACAGAAGUCCGCCAGUUUAGUUUCAAAAGCAAUGGAAUACAUGUUUGGUUGGUAGUUGGUUUUUUUAGUAAUAAUUAUACACCGAACUUUGCUAUUGUGAAAUAUAUUUAAAAAUGUAGAAAAAAAUCAUAAGACAUUAAUAUUUGGAGAUUUUUAUCUAAAAAUUUUAACUUGAAGCUUGAAGAAAAUUAUGUUUUGCAAAAUAAAUUUUUCCGUAAGCUUAAAAUUCAUUACGACAUGGGCGUUUCUACAAAGGCUGUUACUGUUUUAAGAUUAUUAUGCUAUGCAUAUUGUAAGAUGUUAUAUUUGUAUGUAUCUUUACAAUUAUAGAACGACUGAUAAUCAGA
Messenger RNA from Solenopsis invicta (red fire ant), 1474 nucleotides. Its product is annotated as nucleoporin NUP35. Bases 226 to 1182 code for a protein of 318 amino acids. Gene Ontology annotation, biological process: regulation of DNA-templated transcription; NLS-bearing protein import into nucleus; nuclear pore organization. Gene Ontology annotation, molecular function: phospholipid binding; single-stranded DNA binding; structural constituent of nuclear pore. The record is from RefSeq and is a predicted model, not a curated record. Gene Ontology annotation, cellular component: nuclear membrane; nuclear pore central transport channel; nuclear pore nuclear basket. The transcript has 3 exons. Lineage: Eukaryota; Metazoa; Arthropoda; Insecta; Hymenoptera; Formicidae.